AUGACCACAGCUACCGGUGUUUACCCCCCGUUGGAAGCCCGUCCACUUAAUGACAACAUUGUGCUCUUCGAUGUUGACGAAACUUUGACCAAAGCCAGACGGACUGUCACACCAGAUAUGCUCGAACUACGCUCGCGCCUGCGACACAAGUGCGCCAUAGGCUACGUGGGCGGUUCGAAUUCUGUCAAACAACAAGAGCAGCUGGGAUCUUCCAACGUCGACGUGACCACUCUUUUUGACAUCUGUUUCCCCGAAAACGGUCUCGUUGCGUACCGGCUCGGUAAACCGCUUUCCAGCAACAGCUUCAUACAAUGGCUUGGAGAGGAUAAAUACCAGGAGCUGGCAAAUUUUUGUUUGGGUUAUAUAUCCAAGGUCAAACUACCAAUGAAGCGUGGAACAUUCGUCGAGUUCCGCAACGGCAUGAUUAACGUUAGCCCUAUUGGACGUAACGCCAGCGUGGAUGAGCGAAACGAAUUUGAGGAGUAUGACAAGAUCUAUAAUAUUCGAAAAGAUAUGGUGGAAGCCCUGAGGAGACAGUUUUCAGGCUACGGCCUCAGCUUCUCCAUUGGUGGUCAGAUCUCGUUUGAUGUUUUCCCUACUGGGUGGGACAAGACCUACUGUUUGCAACACGUUGCUGCUAAGAAGGAGAUCACUGGCACUGAGUAUAAGAAUAUUCACUUCUUUGGGGAUAAGUGCUUUGACGGAGGCAAUGAUUAUGAGAUUUACUCAGACCCUCGCACUAUUGGUCACUCGGUCUGUGGCCCUGAUGAUACCAUGAAGCAGUUGAAGGAGAUCUUUGAACUUUAA
Messenger RNA from Penicillium angulare, 807 nucleotides. RefSeq names its product phosphomannomutase SEC53 (gene sec53). The coding region runs from base 1 to 807 and encodes 268 amino acids. Gene Ontology annotation, cellular component: cytosol. The transcript has 5 exons. Gene Ontology annotation, biological process: mannose metabolic process; GDP-mannose biosynthetic process; protein N-linked glycosylation. Gene Ontology annotation, molecular function: phosphomannomutase activity. The record is from RefSeq and is a predicted model, not a curated record. NCBI's taxonomy places the organism in Eukaryota, Fungi, Ascomycota, Eurotiomycetes, Eurotiales, Aspergillaceae.